Anopheles maculipalpis is the source of this 2218-nucleotide messenger RNA. RefSeq names its product DENN domain-containing protein 2D-like. The record is from RefSeq and is a predicted model, not a curated record. Lineage: Eukaryota; Metazoa; Arthropoda; Insecta; Diptera; Culicidae. The transcript has 2 exons. Bases 74 to 2218 code for a protein of 714 amino acids.
AAAACUAUCGCGGAAGCUGUGCUGAUAAAAAGUGUUUGCUGCAAAGCAAUGAAAUAAUUAUGUGUUGCUCAAUAUGUCGAACAGGUUUCCCAAAGCGCAACAACAAACAGCAAACGAUGGAAGUAAUAGCAGGGUGCAGAAAAUCACGGAAAAGUUCGAAACGCUCAUAACAUCUCAACAGCAGCAGCAAAAGCAACAGGUGUAUACAUCGUCUCCUCCUCCGAAUUUGUCUGCCGCCCAACAGCAACAUCAGCAGCGACAAUCCGUCCACAAUUGGCCAACGAAUGUAACAGGUUCGACGUGCGAUAACCAGCAGCUUGUCGAUGAACUAGCAUCGUUGCGAGAUUUAGAGGCAAGGCGAGGCAUCAAGCGGUCACAAGCAUUUCGCAGAAGCACUUCACAGACGAGUUCGAUGAACGGUGGCAAUGUGUCACGCGCAUCGAACGUGCAGUUGUUACACUCUGAAAGCAUACGUGAAGCAUUAAACAAACCUUUGCCGGAUGGGCCUCCGCCCGAAAAACCGCCACGAACUUGGGGACGCGGUGUAGAUGAUGCCCGGGGUACGCUGGACGGUGUUCGGACGGCAGACUCGCAGCAAUAUGAAGACGUGAAUAUGCUGAUCGAAGUGGCAUUUCAGGAACCGGGCAAGAAUCUUCAUGAUUCACCCUCCCGGGAACAAAUUUCCUUGAAGCAGCCAGUGAGUGAAGAACAUCGCAAGCGGCUACGUAGAUUGUCCCGAUGUGCCGAACUGAACCAUUACACACAGCAGUAUGGUACGAUCCGUUUGUAUGAUGCGGUGGAUAAAGGAGGCACACCCGUUGCUGCGGAAUGCAAAUCGGCCGAUACCAAAGGAUUGAUCGAACACUACAAUAAGUUAAGCACUGUCGAAAAAGUUACAACACCCGCACCUCCCGAAACACUGUACGAAUAUUGCAUAGUGGUUGGGUACGAUAUGAUGCAAAACAAGCCGUACGUUAAGAGCCGGUAUCCGCGGCAAAAGCAGCCACAUAAAAUGAUCGAAGUGUUUGUGUAUCCCGAUAAUGGCGCACUGGUGAGGAACCGUAAUCAGGAGUACUGUAUCAUACUUACCGACUAUCCGCUACGAUUGUACGGCUUCUGCAGACGGGUGCUGCCAGAGUCGUCAGAGUUCUGCAUUCCACUCACGUAUUGCCUUGUAACGAAGUACAACGAGCCAAAAGUAUUUUAUAAACUGCUUGAAUGCAUCGAAAGCCAGCACGGAAAUGGUCGCGUGCCGGAACUACUGAUGGAACAGUUUUACGAGCAGAAACUCCCCGUGGCCGGCGAACGGUUGGCACUUACGCUGCCCGUUAGCUUUGAGAGGCGGGCCACGCUUCGGGAGGAAGCGUCACUGCCGAUCACCAUGACAAUAAACCGUCCCAAAGAUUUACGCUUAGAGAAAACGGAACUGUAUGAUAUUUUCAAGUGCCUCGGAUCGGACGGACUGAUCCACGUGUUCGAAAGCUUGCUCCUCGAGAAGAUGGUGAUAUUGUUCAGCGAACAUUUGUCGCUGCUGACGUCUUGUGUGCAAGGUUUACUAUUAAUACUCUACCCAUUCCAAUGGCAGCAUAUACUGGUAACGGUCAUUCCCGAACAUCUGCAGCAAAUGCUCGAAGCACCCGUGCCCAUGCUUGCCGGUACGCUGCAACCCGUACCGGAAGAACUGUGGCAAAGUGGUAAUACGUGCUACGUCAACCUGGACAAGCGCACCGUUCGUCCAGCAAGAAAGGAACAAUUUUCCAUCCUACCGAGCGAAUUAAAGAAACCGCUACGGGUUUCGUUAGAUCUGGUGAAAAUAUUCGAAGAUUCGAAAGGAUUGGCGAGUGUGCUGAUAGGCGGAGCAUUUGUUCGGUUUUUUGUUGAACUAUUUUCAACCCUGGAUCCUCCUACAUACGAGAAAACUUCAUUUCUGGAGCAGUUCGACAAUCCAGAAACGAAACUCUUUUUAAACUGCUUUUUGGAAACUGUGAUGUUUGCCGACUUUCUGGAGCAUUGGAAUAGCUCGAAACAGACGCCGAAAUCAUCAGCAUCUGCUGGCAGCUUCGAUUACACGCUGUUUAAUUCGAAAAUUGCAGAAAAAUCACAAACCAAAUACUGGCAUUCGGCUACGUUUGACGAAGUGGUAGCUAAUUCGAAACAUAUCGAACGAAAGGGAAAAACAUUCAUGUCCAAAGUUAAGGGUCUGAUGAAAAAAUCAUGA